Striga asiatica is the source of this 1548-nucleotide messenger RNA. The record is from the annotation of a GenBank genome assembly. NCBI's taxonomy places the organism in Eukaryota, Viridiplantae, Streptophyta, Magnoliopsida, Lamiales, Orobanchaceae.
AUGUUCAAAAUCCGUGAGGGAUACAUAGUUGUCUUUCACAAACCUCAACGGUCACUCAUGCUGCGUGACGUGGUAGGAACAGUAGGUGUAUUAGUUCCGGUAAAGGACCUUUCCAAGAAUAGAAGGUCUGUAGCUUCCAUUAUUGCAACUCAUCUCUUAACCCGCCUGUCCCAAAUAAAGGUCUGCGAGUGUGGCUACUUACUCUCGGUCACCAAAUUGCUCAACAUAUCACGCGGCCAAAUCUCGUUCGGCUCCAAGCAAAUUAUUUUUACAGUUGAGUUCCGUUGCAGAACCUUUUUACCCGUCCAAGGUGAGAUAAUGAAUGGGGUCGUGCACAGGAUAAUGAGGCACGGCGUUUUUCUAAGGUCCGGGCCCAUGAACAUUAUAUACCUGUCUCUCAGGCUGAUGCCGAAUUACCAUUUUGUCUCUGGCGAGAAUCCGGCCCAUGUUCGGGAGGACAUGUCUAGGGUUGAGAUUGGUGUGGUGGUUAGGUUCAUGGUUUAUGCUGUUAGGUGGGUAGAGGAUGAUGAGCUGAAGGAGGCCAGGGUGCUGGCGAGUAUAGAUGGAGAUGGGCUGGGCCCACUGUCUUUGAACGGGCUUGAUGGGAAAAAUAAUGGGAAGAACUUGGAGAUGAUCAAUUUUGUUGCAGGGAUUUUUGGUCACUGUGAUUUUCAAGCUCUUGAAACCGAGACAUCAAACCAUUUGGCAAGAUCUAUUGAGUUUGCUAAGAUCACAAUCCAGAAGACGAAUUAUAUCAUCAACUGCGAUGGCACGGGCAUCGAGAAGGCAAUCGUGGUGCAACUCCUCAACGACUUUGCCACAAAAAAGGCUUCCCCAAAUAUGGGCUACUUUAUGGCUGUGACAACCCUGGAUCGUGUGGGCCCAGGGAUGUUGGGCCAAGAACGGCCCACUAGCGUCCUUUUCCCUGUGGAGUUCACAUGCGUGACCUUCAAGAUGCUUGUGGGGGAAGUACUCGAUGGGGUUGUCCACAGGGUAAUGAAGCACGGGGUUUUCCUGCGUUGCGGACCAGCGGAUAAGGUGUACCUCUCCCAGCGCAAGAUGCCGGGCUUCGACUUUGUUCCUGGAGAGAACCCGUAUUUUGAGGAGGAAGGGACUUCUAAGAGAGUCGAAAAGGGGACAAAGAUCCGCUUCUCAGUGAUUGACCAGCGGUAUGACGAGGCUGACAAGGAUUUCAAGGCCAUUGUCAGUGCUGACAUGGAAGGCCUUGGGCCCAAUGGAGGCUGUGAUUUUUUCUCUUGGGUCGACCCUCCUACCUGUGACCGGCCUGAAAAAAUCAUGCCUGGGUUAGUGAAGAAGAUGAAGGCCCUGGAGAGAGCAAAUGAAAACUUCAAAUUUGAGAAUACCAAAUUGGAGGAGAAGGUUGAAAAACUGAAGGAGAAGAUUGAAAAAUUGCAGAAAAAAGUUGAAAAAUUGCAAGCAUUGAACAAGAGGUUGGUUGAAAAGAAAGAAAAAAUGGAGAUGAAAAUGGGGUUUGCAUUGGCUAUAGCAACUUUGUUGUGUGUAUUUUUGCUAUAUAGAAUUAGGUGA